GCCUUGUGACGUCACUCGCAGGCGCCGUCAGGGCUCAAGGAGUGUAGCUCCCGGAGGCUUCUGGGUAGCGGAUUACCCCCGCCCCCCGCGCCGGCGCCUUCCUUUCCCUGCCUGACGCCGCCGAGGUCGCACGCGCGAGGCCCCUCCGCCGCCGCCGAGAUGCGCUACGUUGCCUCCUACCUGCUGGCCGCCCUCGGGGGCAAUGCCUCCCCCAGCGCCAAGGACAUCAAGAAGAUCCUGGACAGUGUGGGCAUCGAGGCGGACGACGACCGGCUCAACAAGGUGAUCAGCGAGCUGAACGGGAAGAACAUCGAAGAUGUCAUCGCCCAGGGUAUUGGCAAGCUGGCCAGCGUUCCCGCUGGAGGGGCUGUGGCGGUCUCCGCCGCCCCCGGGUCUGCAGCGCCUGCUGCUGGUUCUGCCCCAGCUGCAGCUGAGGAGAAGAAAGAUGAGAAGAAGGAGGAAUCAGAGGAGUCGGAUGACGACAUGGGAUUUGGCUUGUUUGAUUAGUCUCGUUCCCCUGCAAAUAAAGUCCUUUUUACAUACA
Myotis daubentonii (Daubenton's bat) is the source of this 544-nucleotide messenger RNA. RefSeq names its product ribosomal protein lateral stalk subunit P2 (gene RPLP2). Gene Ontology annotation, cellular component: ribosome; cytosolic large ribosomal subunit. NCBI's taxonomy places the organism in Eukaryota, Metazoa, Chordata, Mammalia, Chiroptera, Vespertilionidae. Gene Ontology annotation, biological process: cytoplasmic translational elongation. The record is from RefSeq and is a predicted model, not a curated record. Gene Ontology annotation, molecular function: structural constituent of ribosome.